Messenger RNA from Polyodon spathula (Mississippi paddlefish), 643 nucleotides. Its product is annotated as acyl-CoA-binding protein-like. Lineage: Eukaryota; Metazoa; Chordata; Actinopteri; Acipenseriformes; Polyodontidae. Gene Ontology annotation, molecular function: fatty-acyl-CoA binding. The record is from RefSeq and is a predicted model, not a curated record. Gene Ontology annotation, biological process: fatty acid metabolic process. The coding region runs from base 116 to 379 and encodes 87 amino acids. The transcript has 4 exons.
CACGCGUUUCAGAAGUAGUGAGGAAAUACGCUAGUCACGUCUGUUUGCUGCCUGAGAGACAGAAGUGAUUUCAACUGGACCUGCUCUGAAAAAAAAAAAAAAAAAAAAAAGCACCAUGUCUCAGGCCGACUUUGAUAAAGCUGCUGAGGAGGUCAAGAAUUUGAAAUCUCAGCCCGCAGACCAGGAAAUGCUGGAGAUUUACAGUUUGUUCAAACAAGCGACAGUUGGAGAUGUCAACACGGCACGGCCUGGCAUGUUGGACUUCAAAGGAAAAGCCAAGUGGGAUGCCUGGGAGGCUCGUAAAGGAAUGGGCAAGGAAGAUGCAAUGAAGGCCUAUAUUGCCAAAGUUGAAGAACUAAAAUUAAAAUACGGCAUUUAAAGACUGUCAGUGUUCAUCAGAACAAACACUUGGCCUGCAACCUCUGUGUCUGUUUUUUGCAGUGCGAUUUGCCUUAAUGAAUAUCCCUGGUAUGUUGCGUGUUAGAUGACAGGUGCUGUGGUGACUCUGUUAAAAAAAAACUCCAAACAGGAACCACCUCUGAGAGGCUGUCCACCAGCAUUUUGUUUAAUGAUAUGUAGAAACAAACCACUUGAUCAUGUUCUCGUAUUUGUUAAAGACAAAAUAAAUCUUGUCUUUUUUUUA